This is a messenger RNA of Fulvia fulva, 702 nucleotides long. RefSeq lists its product as uncharacterized. The transcript has a single exon. Lineage: Eukaryota; Fungi; Ascomycota; Dothideomycetes; Mycosphaerellales; Mycosphaerellaceae. Bases 1 to 702 code for a protein of 233 amino acids. The record is from RefSeq and is a predicted model, not a curated record. Gene Ontology annotation, molecular function: protein binding.
AUGCGACUCGCAAUGAUACGACGGAGAGAUGAGAAGGCCGCAUCAGCCAUUCCCGCUGUGUUCAACACCACCGAGCUUCUCGAAAAGAUCCUCUUGCGAACCGACAUGAAGACGCUUCUGCUCGCUCAGCGCGUCUGCCGCAAGUGGAAAGCAGUUAUUGGAGCCAGCUCUACCAUCCAGAAGAAGCUCUUCAUGGUACCAGUGAGCAACAUCGAGGAGGCCUUCCGCCUUGGCAUACUCAGGCCACCUCCCUUCAACGCUCCGAUCACACGACACGCGCCAAAGCGUCUUGGACUUCCGCACAGCUUCGAAGAAAUCGAUCUCCUGGGUCCGAUGUUCGACUUCACCUGGCACUCUGGCAACUUCGACAUUCUGCCAAAUCCGAUGCUCGACUUCACUUGGACCCUGGGUUACAUCAAUAUAGAUCAGAAGGCCAUGCGCGGCAGCAUCGGAAAGCGCAUCAAGAGUAAGCUCAUGACUGUGUUGAGAAAUCGGAGGCAGCGCAUGUGCGAGCCGUCUUGGACCCGUAUGCUGGCUACGCAGCCUCCACGUCGUGAGAUAAGAGUCUUACAUUACGACUUGUGGCCACUCCCGCAGACUGUACGGGUGGCUUUCUUCGAAUGGGUGCCAGUCAUGUGGGGCAACGGAAUUGCCGUCGAAGAUGCGGUGAUUGAGGGCCUUCACAGAUUCAGGGAUAGAUGA